Molecule: messenger RNA, 2169 nt
Organism: Macrosteles quadrilineatus (aster leafhopper)
Lineage: Eukaryota; Metazoa; Arthropoda; Insecta; Hemiptera; Cicadellidae
Exons: 5
Coding region: 147-1127 (326 amino acids)
Source: RefSeq, a predicted model, not a curated record
GCCAGUAGAAUGUUUUGGGGUUAUGAAGAAAUGUAAAAUGUGAAAUUGGCGGGUAUUUUUUUUAUGUUAUUAAUGUUCCAACCUUCCAACAACUGUUAAAAUCAGAGCACUAUAAAACUAAAACAGGAUAAUUGUGAAUUGGUAUAAUGUAUCACUUCUUGGGCACUCAUCGUCUGGCAGAGACUCUCAGAGACGCCGCCAAGAUCGAUCCCCACGCUCCGUCGACAUGCAAAAUGGCAACUCCUGAAAAGAAAUAUAGUCGCAAUCGAUGUUCGUUCACCGGCUGUGGAAGAAGUAAGGCAUCUCAUCCAAAGUUAAGAUUUUUUUCCUUCCCUGUAACAAGACCAGCUAUUUGCGAGAUGUGGAUUACUAAUUGUCAAAAUGAAAAAUUAGAUACCUGCACAAAAAAAACUUUAAACAAGAGAGUGGUUUGUGAAAUACACUUCGAAGAUGACUCUUAUUUGAGUACACUGAAAACCCGAUUACAUGCAUGUGCCGUCCCAACACUACUGUCUCCGAUAGAAGAAACGCCUUCCGACAAUUUGCAAACAGACAAAGAAUGUGACUCAGUACACGAUGGACAGAUUGGAGCCAACGUCGAGAAAACCCCAGACACACAUACAAGUCAACAUCAUAUUGAAGACGAGAUUAUCGCUAGUUCCUCUCCUAGAGAAUUAUUUGCCGACCAAACGUCACCAAAAACUCUCCAGACUCCUUUAUACAAAAAAUUUAAAAGUGUUCGGGGACGCCAGGAAACACCAAAAAAAAGUUUUUCUCCAGGAGAAAGUAAACUGGCUAAAAAACUUAAAGCCUUACAAAAAACUAAUAAGAUGUACCGACAGAGGCUCUACAGAUUAAAAAAUAAAGAUAAGGUUCUUACUAAGGACGAUAUUAUGGAUGCUAUUAAGGAUAUGCUACCAGAUAAGGUGUCGAAAUUCUUUUGCAUGCAGCUAAAGCAUGCUGGCGCAAACAAGCUGCCAUGGGCCGAGGAAGAGAUGCAACAAGCUUUGGCCAUGAGAUACAAAUCACCGGCCCUCUAUGAACAGAUGAGGAACGAUGGGUUUGCCUUGCCAAGCCCCUCUACCAUCCAAAGAUGGUUAAAUGACCAACCAAAUCAUGAGAGAUGAUGGCUUAAAACUUGAAGUUAUAAAGCUGAAGAUUGAGCUUGAAGGUUGAAGCUAUAAAGUUGGUCCAUAUGGAUGAGACGAACAUACUUCAGUAUACAAAAUUCAAUGAUUAAGCUAUUAUGCCUACACAGCUGAUGAUGGGGUUCUGAACAAAUACGGUUUUUGAGCUGGUUUACACAACCCGUCAACAUAGAUGGUUAAGGUAAUUAAAUAAUUUUUUGAAACAAAGUGAUAUGUAUACAGGGGCGGCUCCAGAGGGUAGGCCUGGGCCUGCCCAAAAUUUUGGUAGAUUUUUCAAAAUUAUAAAUAAGUAUAGAAAUUUUAUUAUAUGUAAAUAAAGGAAAAGCAUUCAAACUAAUUAUUUUGCAUUUAAAGUUUUAAAUUCCUUCCUUUUUGCGGGGAAAGCCUUCAAACCUCUCGUCCCCAAUCAAACUCUUUCUUGAUCUUUGUAAGGCCUGCCCAAAAAAAUAUUCCUGGAGCCGCCCCUGUAUGUAUAUGAGUACUAUGGUGAUGCAAAAAAAGGAAAUGUGUAAUGUUCCAUAGUCAAUGUAAAUACAAACAGUUUGUGGCUACAAGGAUGUUUUAAUUCUGGUUUCAUAGUCUGAUGCAAAGCAAAUUAAAGUCACUAGUAGCUUAUUAAAGAACUAAAAGUAAAUACAACAAAAUAAAUUCUCACCCGCCUCAUUUUGAAGAUGUAUGGCUUGCGUCGGCCGACCAUGUGACGUAUGAUCACUGUAGUCUCAGGGUCGUUGCUACAGCUGAUCACGGUAUUGUUGUCACUGAAGUACUCCACUUUAGUCACUUCGUUUUUGUGAACCCCGUAUUCUGUUUGAAUGGUCACCCAGUCCCUUUGGGACUCUAGCUCCUGUGAAAAACUCAAGUGUUGAAGAGGAAAAAUUGUUAUUACACUAUUAGGUGUAGUUUUGAUUGUAUACAAGAUUCAACUAUGAAAAAAUACAUUUUUUAGAACAUUUUGUUGCAAUUGUUGAAUAUUCAACAUAUAUUUGAAGAUUGUUUACUCAAUAUGUAAAAAAAUAAAAAU